UUUCUGUUGCUGCUGCUGCUUCUGGCAGCCUCAGUGCUUGCUGUUUCCCUGCCACCCUUCACACCAGCACCGGUGCCACCUCAUGCCGUACUAUUUGCGGACAUGCCCCCUAUCACUGUCUUACACCCACAAGCUAACAUUAUCUCCACUCACCUUCCCUCAACACCACGUGAAUCUUACCUCUCAUUGACUCAACCUCAAAUUCUUCUUCCUGAUGAGCUACUCAAGAUUAAGCAGCCUUUACAACGCAAGACAAGCGAAUUCGCUACGCUAGUAUCGUCGAGCAGUUCUCUCACGCCGUCAGCGAGCGAACUUGCUUUGCAGAGACCACCAAGCAGUUUGCUUCAACCUGAAGCUAGUGCUAGAGAGAAGAGGAUAGCGACUGCUCGUCUGUUCCUGAGUGCUUCUAGGGAUAUGAAUGAGGAAUCUCUGGCAGCCUUGAUGACCACCUUGGUUAGGAGGGAGCUAGCCGACUGCUUCCUGGUGAUAGUCGCUGACACAAGAUACAUUGGUUCCUACGCUGUUGACCAACUUGCUCGUCUCCCUAACUAUAAACAGAUAAUACACUUGAAGAUGCCAAAGGAUUUUGAGAGCGUCAGGUGUGCUCCUGGCUGUGGAAGCUACGUGUUUCUCCCGCAGGACCCAUCAUUACUCCUCACCUUCGCCUCCACCUCACCUAUGAUCUGGGAUUAUCAAGGCAGGUUCUUGCUGGUGGGGGUGACGAAGGAGGAGCUUCAGCAGCUGGUGGUGACAGUGAAGGGCAGGAAGACUCAGCACAUUGUAGGAGUCAUUAAGGCAAGCGUGCCGGGGAAGUGGCUGGUGUACAUGAACCAGCUAUACUGGGGUAGCCAGGUGGCCCACGUAACCACCUGGACCGGCCACACCUUCACUUCCCGUGAUACACCCUUCCCUGACAAGAUAUCUGACCUUCGUGGCACUGUGCUCAAGGUAGUGACGUUCGAGUGGGAGCCGAGUACCUUGUAUUAUCGGGCAAGAAACGGAACAGUGCUUUAUCUCUUCGGUCGUGAUGUUGAGGUAGUGCGAGCUCUAGCUCCCGUCUUCAACUUCACUAUACAGUUCAUCGAACCACCAAAUGAUGAGCGCUGGGGCAGCCUUCUUCCCAAUGGUUCGUGGGACGGUGUUGUAGGACUGUUGGGGCGAAGCGAGGCUGACUUAGCCAUCGCUAACUUGUUCAUCAAUACUCUUCAGGGACGAGAUCAGUUCCAAGGCUACACCACCUUUUUCGACACAGAUGAAAGCUGCAUGAUGACUCGUACAGAGCCUCCGCUGCCCCGGUGGCAAGCUCUGGGUCUGCCCUUCACUCUACAGACAUGGUUGGCUCUCCUGGUGGGCCUCCUCCUCUGUGGUCCCGUACUCAGCCUCCUCGCUAUUGUUGCUAAUACCAGCAUGAGGGACGCAAAAACAGAUGUACAAGUGUCGCUGGCGACCGCUUAUAUGAAUGCCUUGUGUAUUCAUUUUCAAGGAUUCCAGCCGCUUCUGCCCCGUCGUCAUAGUCUUCGCAUCAUAGUUGGUUUCCUCCUAUUUUAUACCUUCAUCAUCCGCGUUGCCUACUCCUCCAACCUAACAGCCUUCCUCACCGUCACCAGACGACCCCCGGGGAUAGAGACUUUGAAAGAACUGUACGAGUCCUCGCUUGUUUUUUUUGAGGCCUCAAACUUCCUCAGAGAUACCUUUUUGCAAUCAUCCAAUCCUUAUCUCAGAGGUCUGGCAAAGAGACACGUCCUCGUCAAAGACAUGACAGAAAUUAUUCGUGAUAUAGCCGCAGGGAAAGGUGUGUUCACUGAAAAUCGCAGUGCCAUGGAGUUCCUCCUCAAUACUCUGGUUGGUCCGUCUAGGAAAUCUUAUGGUGUUCGCACGAUAAAGGAAUGUUACGCCACCUACAACAUUGCUAUCGGAAUCCCGAGAAACUCUCCUCUCAAAUCCAGUUUUGAUAAGAUCAUCAGCAAUAUCUUCGAGAGUGGUCUUGUGAGGAAAUGGAAGCAGGAGUCCUACAGUCUCUACAAAAAGAACAAGGCAGAGACCAAGAUAGAGGGAGCAGGAGCGACUGAUAUAGUGAAGAUAGUGACUGGCGAACUGGGAACAAACACAGACAACGUGCCUCUGAGCUUUGACCACACCCAGACAAUCUUCUACGUCCUCAUCUUCUGCUACGUACUCUCUUCUCUUUUGUUCCUCGCUGAGAGGAUUCUGGCCAGAAAGAAAUAAUUUUUUUUCAGAUUAUUUAAAGCAGCAAGAAUUUCAGACAUGCUAUUUUCUACAUUGUAAGUUAUUAUUGUUAAUAAGUGUUUACUGAGAUUGGCAAA
Messenger RNA from Cherax quadricarinatus, 2324 nucleotides. The record is from RefSeq and is a predicted model, not a curated record. Lineage: Eukaryota; Metazoa; Arthropoda; Malacostraca; Decapoda; Parastacidae.